GGAGCAAGGAGCCGGGAGAAACUUAGCUACUAGUGUGGCAGGGUCAUGAAGAAGAGGCGGCGGCGGGACCGAGGAGGCGGCGGCGGGACCGAGGAGGCGGCGGCAGGGGCGCGAAACUGCGGUAGCUGUCCGCUGGACAGGUGGUGUGGCCUUGUGGGGAGGACGUAGGUCCUAGCCCUCUCUCAGGCAGCGGCCGGGCCUCGGGACGGAGCGCGGCCGUGGAGCCGCCUCCCCGGGACCCCUGGCUCCGCCAUGUUCCGCAGGGCGCGCCUUAGUGUGAAGCCGAAUGUCAGGCCCGGUGGUGGCGCCCGGGGCUCCGCCGCUGCCAAGCCGCAGCGUGGACAGGAGGCCUCCAGGCCGCCGGAACCUGCCGCGGAGCCCGCUCCGAAGUCAGCGGAGCCCACUGAUGUGCCCGCGGCGGAUUUCGGGGGAGCAGAACCCCAGGAAAAGGUUCCCACGAGCAGUGAUGAAAAGAUUGGUGGUGAAAAUAAUGUUGAAGAAUCCUGUACAUCAUCAUCUUCUGUGUCCCAGAGGAGAAGACGACUCUCCAGCACUUCUAGUCUGGUUAAACCUAUUGUUAGUGUUCCUUCACAGUCUCCUCCCUUAUCUGCAGUUAGUCAAGAUGUUCCACAGCCAAACCCGAUUCCAACAAAACAGAAACAGCCAUGCUCAGACAGGUACCGAAUAUACAAAGCCCAGAAACUACGGGAAAUGUUGAAAGAAGAAUUGAGAAAAGAGAAGAAACAGUGGAAAAACAAAUAUGCCAUAAAUGAAAGCCAGAUGCCACCAGAUCGUUCAAAAAUGACUAUGAGAGACUUCAUAUAUUAUUUACCAGAUAACAAUCCAAUGUCUUCUUCAGUGGAACAAGAAAAGAAAACUGAAAAAACAUUGACUCCAGUCCAGACAAGAGACACACAAGAAAGUCAGAGUGCUCUUGAUGCUGAAGACAAUGAAGCAGUGGAAGAGACGGAUGAUGGGCCGUUGCUGGUUCCAAGAGUGAAAGUAGCUGAAGACGGUUCAAUUAUUUUGGAUGAAGAAAGUUUAACUGUAGAAGUUUUAAGGACAAAAGGCCCCUGUGUUGUUGAGGAAAAUGACCCUAUAUUUGAGCGUGGUUCUACAACUACAUAUUCCAGCUUUAGAAAAAACUAUUACUCUAAGCCAUGGUCCAAUAAAGAAACGGAUAUGUUCUUUCUAGCCAUCAGCAUGGUAGGAACUGACUUCUCCAUGAUUGGACAACUUUUUCCUCACAGAGAAAGGAUAGAGAUUAAGAAUAAAUUUAAACGUGAAGAAAAAACAAAUGGGUGGAGAAUAGACAAAGCAUUCCAGGAAAAACGCCCUUUUGACUUCGAUUUUUUUGCUCAUUUGCUCCAGAAAGUUCUUGUGGAAGAAGAGAAAAAAAAACAAAAGUCGGCUAAAAAUCAAGGUGUAAAGAAGAAAUCCUCCAAACCACAGAAAAACGUAAAAGUGAAAGAAGUUACGAGUGAAGUUGUGCAUGAUGAUCCUGAUGAAUGUGUCAGUACUAAAAUUUCAGACAUAGAAGGAUCUCAAAGGGACUCUGAGACAUAUGCAGAAAACGACUCUGUGACUUUAUCAGGGCAGGAUGCAGAAGCUGUAUUAGAACAAGACCAAAAUCAAACAAAAAGCAGAAAAAAGAAGAACCAGGAUGGAGCAGAUGAGCACAAAGUACAAAGUCUCUCAGGAAAUGCUGUUGUUCAGUCAGGUUCUUCUGAAAGAGGAAAGCAUAACAAUAAAUGUCAAUCUUUAAGGCCUGAGGUGAAUGAAAAUGAAUGCAGUAAGGAACACAAACUCUCUUGCACGCAGAACCUGGAUGAUAGUGUGGAUGUAGUCUUCAGUAAAAGAGCAGAGGAGAGAAAGGACUCCAUCCUUUUGCCAAGUCAUCAACGUGGUAAUAUACCAGCAACAAACAAGUCGUCUGAAUCCAGCCCUUCAGCUUUGUCUCUGCCAGAAGCUGGGGUCACAGCACUGUGUGAGGUGAAUCCUGCCAAGCAGAGUUGUACAAAAGAAAGAGAUGUUGACCAAAAGGGUGAAUCACUGGAAGCUGAUCAAGCCGAAAAUGUUAAACCAGUGUUGAGAGGUCGACUCCAGAGACCCAAACCCAACCUGUCAAGGGCAGCUGGGAAGAAGCGAGUUCUUUCACAUGGCAAAACAAAUGCAGAGAGUGAGAGUUCACAUUCAGAAACCUCCACUGAAAAGAAUCACAUUGAAAAGGAUAAAAUGAAUACAUUUGACAGUGGUGGAAUGGAGAAUGCGGAAAAAGAGAACCCAGAAGCUCAAACUAUGUCUAAUUUAAGUGAAAAAACUUGUUUCCUGGAAGAUAAUCAACCAGAGGUUACCAGACCUGUAUCACAAGUGAGGGGCCGAUUACAAAGGCCAAAGCCAAAUGUAGGGAAAACUGCAGAGAGAAAAGAAAGAGUCAGAUGCCGAAGAGGGAGUGGGGUCAAUGGAGAGGAGAAUCAAAAUGAAUCCUGUGUUGACAAAGAUAGUCUCAUAUCUCAACUGAUCGAAGAUCAAUCAUAUAAAAAUUUGGGAUGUGAAGACCUUGUAAAGCAACCUGAGGAAAAACAUGCUUCUUUUCAGAAUGUACAGCCAAAUGAGCACAGGACACUUAAUGAAUGUCUAAGCAUUCAAGAGGAUAAUCGAGAAAAUGUACUCAAAGAAGUCCCAGUUCUAAGAACUCAUUUUCCGAAACCAAAGCCAAAUAUAGUAAGAGCAGUUGGAAGAAGAGAGAUUCCUUCAAAGGAAUCAGUAUCAGAGAAGAGUCUUGUCUCUGGAGAAGCUGUGAGAGAACUUGUAAGACCAGAUGUUUCACCAGAGGAGAAGAUACCAGUGGUCCCCACUGCAGCUUCUAAGGAAAUGAAGCCAGAUUUACGAGAAACUGGAAGAAAAGACAUCUCUUCCAGUGAGAACAUACCAGGGGUGACUGAUGUUACUGUGCAAGUGGAAACAGAGUUGGAAGGAACUUCGAGGGACAGAUUAGUGGAAAUGACUGAUGUCACUGUGGCAAUGGAGACAGGUUUGAAAGCAACUGUGAUAGAGAGUCCCCCAAGGGAGAAGACACCAGAAUUGAUGGAUUCCACUGGGGAAAUAGAGACAAAUUUAGAGGAAAGCAGAACAGAAAUGUUUCCGCAGGGAAAUGACUCAGAGGAGGUCAUACCUGUAGGUGAAACAGAAACAAGAUCCCAAGAAACUCGAAGAGAGAUCCCCACAGGAGAGAGGAUGUCGGAGGUGAUUGAUGUCACUGAAGAAAGAGAGUCAGAUUUAGAAGAAAUGGAAAGAGAAAUAUCCAUCCCAGGAAAGGUCUCAGAGGAGGUAAAAACUAUAGGUGAAAUGGAAACAGAUUUGAAAUACCUAGAAGGAGAAAUUUCCCACAGGGAGAAGGUAGUAAUAGAUUUCAGUCCUCUAGGGGAAAGGGAGAUUAGUUUGACAGAAACUGGAAAAGGAGACAUUUCUCUGAUGGAGACGAUAUUAGGAAAGAUGACUGUCACUGAGGGAACAGAGGCACAUUUGAAGGAAACUGGAAGAGAAAUUUCUUUGAGGGAGAGAGGAGCUGAGGAGAUUGGUGUUAUUGAGGAAACGGUAGCAGAUUUGGAGACAACUGGAAACGUAGACCUUUCUCUAAGAGAAAAACUGGAGCAGUGUCCUACCUCAAGACAGACUGGCACAGAUGCAGUGCAGAAGAGCAGUGGCGACUGCAGCACUGGGCCUUCCCUGCACGUGGAAAAUAUUGCCAGUGAAGUACAGCCAGCGGUCCAUACAUCUAUAAAAGAAAGUAUUCCUGUAAAGGAAGUGUCAGAUCACUCAGGUUGUUUGAAGACUGCUUCACAGACAUCUGAACUUGGUAAAACUGAAGACCAGGGGAUACAACCUCCAGAUGUUUCUGAGCACUUUUCAGAUACUAAUUUAAGCAAAUCUCUUCCUCAAGAACAUAAGCCACUUGAAGUGAAACCAGUACCUUUUGUGAGAAGUCGAUUCAAAAGACCAAAGCCAAACUUAGCAAGAGCAUCUUCAAGGAAAGAGACUAUAGAAGCAGGGAAAUAUGUGCCUGAGAAGUUGGAAACAAAUCAAAUGGAGACCAUUGUGAUUCAUCAGGACAGUGAACAAGCUAAUCCUCUCCCUUUGCAACCUGAUGUGACUUUUCUAAAGGCAUCAAGAGAAAAAGAUAAACCAGGUUCCCAGAAGGAGGAAGCUGUGCUCUUCCAGUGUACACAUCCUGAGAAGAACCCAGCACCUUCACACACUUGUGAACUCAGAGAGGAUUCUCAGGCAACACACACCCAGGAAAAUGACUCACCUGUCCUCAUGGGGGUUCAAGAGAUAAACACUUUCCAACAAGACAUGAAGGAAAAUGUUACUCAAGUGGUUCUCACAACAAGGGCCCGACUACAGAGGCCCAGGCCAAAUGUAAGACAUGCUCGACAUAGGCAAGUAGUAGAAAAAGGUGAAGCCAAAGGAAUGAUUAAAGAUGAAAUGACAGUGCUACAAAAACAUGAAACUGACAAGAAAUUGGUGGCAGUGUCAAAUUCUCAAAUUGAAACUGAAAUUGAAAUUGUAUCCUCCAAAGUUUCACAAUGCAGUAUGGAUGAAAAUCAGAGUCAUGAGGUCCUUGCAGAAAGCCUACAUGUUAACAAAAAAAAAAUCUCAGGUGAAAAGAUGAGGCAUGAAAAUCAGCCAUGUGUUUCUAGUCCAGCAUACUUGAUAAGAAGGAAAUUCCAAAAGCCUAAGCCCGAUUUGGGAAGAGCCCGCAGUAGAAAAGUAGAAGAAGCAGGUAUAGACAAAGGCCCAGCAGAUCAGAGUGUAACAAGUAAACCAGAAAAUAAUUCAGUGCACCCAGGAAAUCCUGACACCCAGCUCCAUCUAAAAGAAGAAGCUGAAAUUGUGACAUCUGCAGAAGUUUCAGCAAAAGAUUAUAAAGGUUCAGAAGAGUCCAUUUUGGCCGAAAAAGAUGCUCAAUUAGAAGUUGCUGGACCAUCAGAAAGUAUUAGAGAGGAAACUAUACAAGAUAACUCUGUGUCUUCAAUCGUUGAAGAACAAUAUUUCAAUAAACUAACAAGCAGUCCACAACUGUUGAAAGAAUCAAAUUACUCUAGAACUGCUCUAGAUGGAAGAUCAGUGAACUCUGCUUCUCGGAGUGAGGUAGAUCAUGGAGAAAGGAAAAUGCAGAGGAAAGUCAAAGCCAGUGUCACCAAAGGGCGUGGAACCAAGCGAGCACGUGUUAAGACCUCCAGGAAGGAGCCGCGGGCUCCCAAGGCCAUGCUAGUGACUCUUCGGGCUUCCCAGGAAGAGGAUGAUGACGAUGCUCAGGAUUUUGAAUCUGACUAUGAAGAAGAGAACUGCCAUCUUGCCCCAGAGGAAGUAAACAAAGCACCAGUGUUUGUCCCUCUUGGUCUCAGAUCCCCUGAACCUGUUUCUGCUCAGGUUGAGGAAACAAUGGAAGAGCUUGAAAUAACGGUGAAUGUUGCAGAUGUCGGAUGUGUAACUGUUGUUGAACAUCAGCUCUCAAAUGCAGAUGUGACUAUUCAGAAACUAGAGCAAGAAUGUAACUUGAAUAUGCCAUUUGAAAUGACCACAGGUGAACACACCCAGGAUGAAGCAGGUCCCAGUGAUGGAAGCACGGAGGCAGCCAUAACCUUACUCACCAUGGGAGAACUGGUACUGCAGUCGGAGAUGAGCACGGAGCAGAAUGAUGUAGGAGUAUGUAUAUUUCCUGAUGAUCAUUCAAAGGAUAAAAGUCAUAUUUGUUUUAGCCCAGAUAAUUUAAGUCAUAAAAUUGUUCAUGAAUGUCAGGAGCUUUCUUCAUCUGUCAUUAAUACAUCUGCAUCUGAAGAAAAGGAGAGUGUAUCAGAGGAACAGAAUACUAAAGAAGAAGUUGAUUUAAAGGAGAAAGCAGUGGAGAGCACAUCAACCAGGAGUAUAGCUUCUAAAGUGGAGAGUGAUUUGCAAAUAAAAAGUACAUUCACCAGGCCUGAGCUGAAUCUUGACGCUUUAGUGACCAGCAGGGUUGAUGCUCUUCAGGAAGUUUCUAGUUUAUCUGAAAGGGAAGAAGGGGAAAGUCAAAAAGAAACUGAGAACAGUGCUUCCAAAGCAAUAGAAGUGGAAUGUAAGACCCCUGGACUAGUCAUGACAGCAGAGAGUCAGGAGCAGAACCAGUUGGCAUGUGCGCAGGAUAUCAGAGUGACCAGUAUUUCACAGGAAGGAAGCCCAGCCAAAAGAAAUGAGGAUCAAGAAGAGAGCUCUCAAGAGGUUCAGAUGUUGCCAGUUGCUCCCAUUUUUCCCUCUGAGGCAGGGCCCCCCACACUUGUUUCCAGUCUCGGUGAGAAUUCUGUUGAAGAACCCUUGAUAAAGGAUGCUAAAGGAGACAGCAGGCCCACUCUUCAUGCACCAGAGUGCAUGCGAGCUAGUAUUCCAGAAGUGCAACAGGAGAAUAUAACCAACACUCAAGAUCCAACAGUGAAUCUGUUUGCAGAUGUACAUCAGGACGGAGAGGAUGAGCAGGCAUUCAUUCUAACUUUGGUGGAAAUCCCAGCCAGUGCCGUGGAAGAAUUCACUGAUGCUGCUGUACAGUUAACGCCAAACCCUGUGCUGCCCGCACCUAUCCUGGUCAAAUCUGGUAAUUCUGAAGAAAAGGGUGACAUUAGUAUGACCUUACCAGUAACUUCAGCUGGUGAAGCUGCUGUAUGUUUAUCUAAUUCUGGAAGAGAUGAUUCUGAAAAGCCUACUGCUAAUUUGCAGCUUGUAUCUAGGAAGAGGUUUCACUGCAGGCUUGAUAAAAGUGACCACAUUCCUCCUGCCAAAAAAAGUUUACUCAUUGCGACAAAUGAUCUGCAACAGUAUACCUCUGAGGUGUGUUCAAAGGAAUCAAACGUUUUCAAGAAAACAGUGAAAUCUUACAAGGAACAAGGUAUUUCCACCACCUCAAAAAGCACACAUACAACUCCAGAACCUCAAAAAGAACAACAUGAACCAGCUUUUCAGAAUGCAGAAUCUAGAUCUCUUGAUGAAGAAAUAAGUACAUGUGUAGAAAAAAAUAUGCCUCAUUCAUCUCAGGAUGAUGUGGUUAUAUCUGAUAAAGAAGGAAGAACUGAUGGUGCUUCUGAGUCUGAACAGAAGGGAGGCAGAACAUCGUCUUCAAAAGCCUCACUCUCCAGACCUGGCAGAAGACCACUGGGAUUUUUAGCUUUAAUAUGUUCAAAGAAUAAUUUGGAGUCUGAUGAACCUACUCGUGUCCAUAGUAAAAAGCGCUUAAAACCUCUUCUACCUAUAUCAAGACGGAAUUUGAAAAGAUCUAAUCCACCUGAUGAGACCCAGAAAAAAAAUAAGGAGUCCUCUGAUGUGCUUCCAUCUCCAAGUGAUGUCACCAGUACUCAAGCUGAGGAUACUAGCAGUUCUGCAACUCAGGUUUCUUGUGAUCAGCCAUCACUAAAAGAAGAAUGUGAAAGCGGCCGAAGGCGUGCACCUGAAACAGAGGAAGCCACCACAGUCUCAGAAUAUUUCUUCAAUGAUAUCUUUAUUGAAGUAGAUGAAGCAGAAUAAAACAGUCUUUGGGUUUUUUUCCUCUUAUUUUUUUUUCCAUUUUAAUUCUGGGAUUCCUAGAGCCACUUGCAACAACAAAGCAGUUUAGAGAAAGGCAUCACUGUCUGUUUUUCUUUAGGUUGGUUUUUAAUAUUUAGUGAACUUGAUUUGAAACGUUCAUAAUCAGUGGAAAACAUUGCUGAGGUUCCUCUCAUUCUGGCUGAUUGGGCUUUUUGGAAGGCACCAAGCAGUGGUGGCCUCUGAGAGAAACAGCGACCCUGUUUACAUUUCCACCCUGCUUGCUCUGGUGCUGAUGCUGACGGUGACGUGUGGACAUGUGUGGGAUUGUCAGGGACAAAUGUUGGGAGAAAUCAGUGCCAGCUUACUGGGAUGCCAUUGUAUUUAUUGUUUAGCAAACUUCUUUUUGUAAUGUUUUGUUCUCUUUCUUUUUCUUUCCUUUUUGGGGAGAAUGAGGAAGGCAUUUUCAGUUGCCUCCUAAGUGUACAAAAGCAAAUUGUGAAUCUCCACUUUAGUAUGUGACCAUUACAAAUUUUCUAUUGUCAGCUGUUUGCCUGAAAAACAUAUUUUUGUAUUUCAUAGUUAUGUAACAUUAGUCCUAAUUGAAGAACUAGUAUUUAAUAUUUAUAAAGAUGACAAAUCAGAGUUUAUUUAUUUUUAUUUUUUUGUACUGGGGCUCAAACUCACAACCUCGAGCUUGUCAGGCAGGCAUUUAUGCCUCUAAGCUAAAUCCCCAGCCCUUAUUUUAAAAUUUUUUAUUUAAAAGGAUACUCAAUUUUAAUUAUUUUCUUUUUCUUUUCUUUUUUUUUUUUUUUUUUUUUUUUUUUGUCUUUUUCCUUUUUAUUGGUACCGGAGAUCGAACUCAUGACUGCCUGCUUGCAAGGCAGGCGCUUAUGCCGCUGAGCUAAAUCCCCAGCCCCCAAUUUUAAUUAUUUUCACCCCUCAGAUUGUGUGUAAAGAAGGCUUUUUAAAAUUUUUUAUUUUUUUUGUUUUUUGGUACCGGGGAUCGAACUCAUGACCUCGUGCUUGCGAGGCAGGCACUUACGCCACUAAGCUAAAUCCCUGGCCCAAGAAGGCAUUAUUAACAAAUUCAUAUUUGCCUCUUUUCCUCUUUUUCCCUUUUAAAGAUAUUUACAAUAAUAUAACUAGAAAUUUUGGGAUAGGUUUUUUUUUUUUUUUUUUUUUUGAGACGGUCUUGCUAUGUAGUUCAGACUGACCUUGAACUCAUUAUGUAGCACAAGCUGGCCUCCUACUCAGAGGGAUAAUCCUGUCUCUGCCUUCUGAGUGCUGAGAUUAUGGGUGUGUACCACCAUGCCCUUGUAUAUGUAUGUUUUGAGUACUUUUUUCUCUCGUAGUGUAGUGUAUUGAUUUGGAACUGUGAAUGUUUUUGCUUUUUCUCUAUUUUAGAUAAUCUCAGGAUUUUCAGGAGGAGAAAAUCUCAACUUCUGUCUCUAAGGCAAAUCUCCUUUACAUACACACACAUACAUACUCCUUUUUUAAAACCACAAUUUCUUAAUAUUUUUUUACCCCAUUAAAUUAUAGUCAAGGAACACUUAGACCAUUAAGCACAAGAUACAAGCAGAAGUAAGGUGAUAAGACUUUUUUUUUCCGGUACUGAGAAUCAAACUCACAACCUUGCACUUACCAGGGACGUGCUUAAGCCUCUAAGCUAAAUCCCCAGCCCAAAGAUUUUUUUUCUUUUGAGACAAGAUCUUGCUAUUUAGUGCAGGCCGUUCGUGAACUCACUUAUAUGUAGCCCAUGUUAGGUUGAACUCAUGAUCAUCCUCCUGCCUCAGGCUUCUGAAUGCGGGGACACAAGACUUUUAUGAAGUUAGUAGUUAUCAAUAUUAAUUUAAAUGAUUUUACUUUUGAAAUUUUAUGCUUUAUGUGUGUAUGUUCCAGAGAUAUAUGUAAUGUGUGCAUAUAUAAUAUAUGUGUAAUAUCAAUCUACCUGAGCAAAUUUUUCCGAAACAGAUUUCUCAAAGAGCAGAUAUAUUCUGAUUCCAUUUGGAAAGUCUCUUAUGUUGCAAAUACUUUAGCUCAGGAGUUGCAAGAUAAUUUUGGGUUCUCAAGCUUCAUGGUCUCUGGCAGCUCCUUAGCUCCCCUAUUUUAUGCGGAGGCAGCUGCAGGUCCCCCUCCCCCUUCAAAUGAAGGGCUGUGCCUGGACUAUGUUGAGCUUGGUCCUUGCUCUAGAUAGUUCUCUUUAAGGUGCUGAGAGCUGUGUGUGAGUUAUUUGUCACUGAAACUCUUGAGUUAUACCUACAGCUGUGUUAAUAGCUUUAUGAAUUUGUGGUAUUUCAAAUGGAAAAGUGUUGUAAAGUCUAAAUGAUUUUAGUGUUUGUAUAUUGAAAGAUGGUGGCCAUUUUUCAGGCUCCUUAGUAAAAUGGACAGUGGCCCAGUGAGUCCAACAGUGAUGGAACUCGCUCUUAGAAUUGUUCUCCCUCCUUUCUCCUCUUUCCCCUCUCUUUCCUUCUCUUCCCUUCUUUUCCCUUCUUUUCCCUUCCUGAGACAGGGUUUCUCUGUGUAGUUCAGGCUGGCUUGCACUCACUGUAUAGCCCAGGAUGGCCUUGAACUAAUGAUGAUCCUCUUGUCUCAGCUACUUGAGUGCUGGGAUUACAGGUUUGCAUCACCACGCACAGCUUCUUAGAGCAUUUCUUACUUGUUGCCUUACAGUGAAAUUUCCAGUUUCACUUUACCAUUGUGCCGUAAAGGAUGAUCUAUAAAUCUGAGUGGAAAUUCUGUACAAUUAUGCAUUUAUUUAUUUCAUGUGAUUCAUAUAUCAAAAAUCAUGGAAUAAAUCACAUCGCAGUUUUAAUAAUCUGUUUUUGUAAAUUUUUAAGUAUCAUUCCGUAAAGGUAUCUUUCUGUUAGUGUUAGUGUGGGUGUUGGAUUGCCAUGACUAAACUAUUUAUCCCUGUAUAAUAUUUAUUUUUUAACUUUGUUAAUAUCUGUCUCACAGAUGUUCAACCAAUUUUAUGGAAGAUAUGAUUUCUUACUCUGUAAUGGGUGCAGGGACAUUCAUUGUAUGAAGAAUCAUGUCAGUCAAACAAUUGUCCUGUUCUACCCUAUAAACUAACCUUGGAAAAACAGAAACUUAUCUAGUACAUUUAUCUUACAAGGUGGAAAUAUCUGUGUUAAAUCUACUUGAGGUAAAGAUGUUACAAACAUUUAUAAAUCUUAAAGGAGACGUGAUAAAAAGUGUUUAUAUUUUUCUCCUGAAUGCUUAUAUCUUAACAAGUGACCAGCAUGAUGGUUUAAAAGCCUAAUUGUUGGUAAAUGAUUGAGGCACAGGUAAAAACAGUAAUAGCCACUGUUUACUACCAUAUUAAAUACAGGUGACCAUGUAUAUAAUUUUGCUUAAAAAUGUCUUUGAUGAAAAAGCAAUACUGUCAUAUGUAAAUUUUCUUGUUUUAAAGAAAGCAGUUAUGUUCCAUAGAUAUAAAUUAUGUAAAUAAAAGUUAUUUUAUACUA
This is a messenger RNA of Cavia porcellus (domestic guinea pig), 11018 nucleotides long. It is a transcript of the gene Bdp1, whose product is annotated as B double prime 1, subunit of RNA polymerase III transcription initiation factor IIIB. The record is from RefSeq and is a predicted model, not a curated record. Gene Ontology annotation, biological process: RNA polymerase III preinitiation complex assembly. Lineage: Eukaryota; Metazoa; Chordata; Mammalia; Rodentia; Caviidae. Gene Ontology annotation, molecular function: TFIIIC-class transcription factor complex binding. The transcript has 39 exons. Bases 253 to 7551 code for a protein of 2432 amino acids. Gene Ontology annotation, cellular component: transcription factor TFIIIB complex.